Molecule: messenger RNA, 6056 nt
Organism: Alligator mississippiensis (American alligator)
Lineage: Eukaryota; Metazoa; Chordata; Crocodylia; Alligatoridae
Product: Fc receptor-like B
Exons: 3
Coding region: 1-732 (243 amino acids)
Biological process (GO): cell surface receptor signaling pathway
Molecular function (GO): transmembrane signaling receptor activity
Source: RefSeq, a predicted model, not a curated record
AUGCUCAGUGGUGAUGGUGCUGACUCUGGAGGCAAAGGUCAUGCGGCCCUUGAUGGCUUGCCAAGACUCAGUAAGUGGCUCUCCACCCAAAAUAAUUGCCCGCCCCUGGUUUGGGCUCAUCUUCCACCCACCUGUGCACUGAAUUCUCCUUUUCCUGCUCCCUCUCUGCCUGUCUGCCUGGCCCCAGCAGCUGCACAGAAGGCCGUGCUGACCCUGAACCCUCCCUGGAGCACCAUGUUUGAGGGGGACAGCGUCACUCUGACAUGCAGGGGGCCCCGCUUUCCUGGAUCAAACCUCACACUUUGGCAUUUCAAGGACAAACUCUGGAAAUCUACCUACAAAAAGACCCUCCUAAUUAAAGAUGCAGAAGAAACACAGACAGGCAAAUAUGAGUGCCAGAUCCAGGGCUCCCCACGCAGCAACCCGGUCCAGCUGACUGUUUCCAAGGACCAGCUGAUUCUUCAGGCCCCUCCUUACGCAGUAUUCGAAAGGGACCUGCUGGUUCUCAAAUGCCGUGGGUGGAAAGACAGAAGCAUGUCUAAGCUCAGGUAUUAUAAAGAUGGAGCAGGCAUUACAUUGCGCAGCGUAAAUUCAGAGCUGUCUAUUCCAGAAGCGAGUACAAGUGACAGUGUCACAUAUCAAUGCAAAGGAAAAAUGGACAGUGCUGACUUUCCUUCUGAAAUCACGUCUUCUGAGGUGCCCAUUUUUGUCCAAGGUAAGGGACUGUUGUGAGGGACAUGUUGGGACAGAGAUGGGUUGUUCGCAGCUCAGUUCAGGAGGCCACUGACUCCCUGCAAGAGAAACGUUUGCUUUAGUCUGGAUGGCAUCAGGGGUGCCAUAAUUCACCUAAGUGCCUUUUGUUUAAUUCCAUCCUGCUGCUGGUCUCAUGGGGGUGCAACCAGAGCUAGAGCUGAUGUCAGUGUUGGAUGCACAGAGCUUGGUGUGGUAAUAAAGGGACUCCAUUUAGACUGCAGCAACUCAGAUCUUUAUUUAAGGGCCGUGUGUUCGCUGCUGCUGCUUGAAGCCAGGAGGUGCAGUGUGUGCUCAGAGCUGUUGUGUAGUUCCCCAAGCACAUGAAGUGUCUUGAAAGUUUCCUGAUGUCACCCUCCACAUCAUCCCUGCAGCAAUUCCUGUUCCCAUUGCCAUUGCCCGAACAGCUGUAUUUAAGACAUGGUCAGGGCUGAGCCAUAGAAGGAGAGACAAGAAUUCCCCUCUAUAUAAAGCAUGUUUAUUCAGAGUAACACUGCAUUAACAAGCAGUGGGUUAGUUACCUGAACUAGCAGAUGUCUUAUUCUAAGCAUGUUCAUCAGAUGGCCCUUAGGCGCCACAUUCAAAUUUACACGUGCUCCGGGGGGGGGGGACUUUAAUUAGAGCAGCUCCAAGGGUUGCUCUAAUUAAAGCACUUCAACAUCUUGUGUAUCAGCAUCUCCACACUUCAAAAUGGUGUUCAAUGAAUCAUAGAAAGUUGGGGUUGAAAGGGACCUCAGGAGAUCAUCUAGUUCAAACCCCUGCUCAAAGCAGGCUAGCCCCAACUAGAUCAUUGCAGCCAAAGUUUUGUCUAGCCAGGUUUUGAAAACCCCCAAGGAUGGGGGUUUUUAAAACCCCCUCUCUGGGUAACCUGUUCCAGUGUUUUCCUGCCCUCCUAGUGAGAAAAUUUUUCCUAACAUCAAACUUAAACUUCCCUUGCUGCAACUUGAGCCCAUUGCUCUUUGUUCUGUCGUCUGCCCCCGCUGAGCACAGGCCAGCCCAGCUCCAUCCUCUUUCGAAACCCCCUUCAGGUAGCUGAAGGCUAGUAUUAAGUCUCCUCUCAGUCUCCUCUUCUCUGGACUAAAUAUGCGCAGAUCCCCCAGUCUUUCCUCACAAGUCAUGUUCCCCAGGACCCUCACCAUUUUUGUUACCCUCCACUGAACUCUCUCCAAUUUGUCCUUAUCCUUUUUGUAGUGGGUCACCCAAAACUGAGCACAAGACUCCAGGAGUGGCCUCACAUAGAGGGGAAGAAUCACUUCCCUGGACCUGCUGGCAACACUCCUACCAAUGCAGCCCAGGAUGCCGUUAUCCUUCUUGGCAACAAGGUCACACUGCUGGCUCAUCUUCAUCUUAUUGUCCAUUCUGAUCCCCAGGUCCUUUUCUGCAGAGCUGCUGCCCAGCCCAUCAGCCCCCAGCCUGCACCGGUGCAGGGGAUUGUUCUGUCCUAAGUGCAGGACUUUGCACUUAUCCUUGUUGAACCUCAUGAGACUUCUUUUGGCCCAAUUCUCCAAUUUGUCUAGGUCACUCUGAAUCCUGGCCCUCCCCUCCAGCAUAUCUACUCCUCCCCCCAGCUUGGUGUCAUCUGCAAAUUUGCUGAGGGUGCGCUUUGUGCCAUCUUCCAGGUCAUUGAUGAAGAUAUUGAACAAAACUGGUCCCAGGACUGACCCCGGGGCACUCCACUUGGUACCAGCUACCAACUAGACAUCAAGCCAUUGAUUACUACUCUCUGAGUCCAAUGCUCCAGCCAAUUUUCUAUCCAGCUUAUAGUCCAUUCAUCUAGCCCAGACUUCCUUCGCUUGCCUGGGAGAAUGUUGUGGGAGACCGUAUCAAAAGCCUUUCUUAAAUCAAGGUACACCGCAUCCACUGGUCUCCCUGCAUCCACAGAGCCAGUCACCUCAUCAUAAAAGGCAAUCAGGUUGGUCAGGCAUGACUUGCCCCUGGUGAAUCCAUGCUGACCUGGUGAUCUAGGUUCCUGAUCACCUUUUUCUCUUCCAAGUGCUUGGAAAUGUAUUCUUUGAGGAUCUGCUCCAUGAUUUCUCCAGGGACUGAGGUGAGGCUGACUGGUCUGUAGUUCCCUGGAUCCUCCUUUUUCCCUUUCUUAAAUACGGGCACUAUAUCAGCCCUUUCCUAAUCAUCUGGGACCUCUCCUGAUCACCCUAAUUUUUCAAAAAUGACGGCCAAUGGCUCUGCAGUUGCAUCAGCUAACUCCCUCAGCACCCUCGGGAGCAUCCCAUCCGGCCCCAUGGACUGGUACACAUCCAGCUUUUCUAAAUAGUCCCUAACCUGUUCCUUCACCACUGGGGGCUGCUCGCCUCCUCCCCAAACUGUGCUGCCCGGUGCAGUAGCCUGGGAGCUGCCCUUGCCUGUGAAGAUGGAGGCAAAAAAGGCAUUGAACACUUCAGCCUUUUCCACAUCCUCUGUCACAAGGCUGCCUCCUCCAUUCAGUAGGGGACGCACACUUUCCCUGAUCCUCCCCUUGCUGACAUACUUGUAGAAAUCCUUCUUGUUGCCCUUCACAUCCCUUGCUCGCUGCAACUCCAGUAGCGCUUUGGCCUUCCUGACUUCAUCCCUGCAUGCCCGAGCAAUGCUUAUGGUCUUCCCUAGUUAUUUUGGCAAGUUUGAGAUGGUUUGUUCCUGUGCCCCCAGUAAGCUGUCACUGAAGUACAGCCAGCUCUCCUGCACUCCUCUCCCCCUCUGUCUGGCUUCCCAGGGAAGCUUUAAUUCAAGCGCUCCUGCCACCAUUUUGAAGUGUGGGGAUGCUGAUACACAAGAUGUGGGAGGCUGCUGGGGCGCGGUAAUCAUUACGCUCCAGCAGAUUUGAUUAAUUGAGCAGCCGGAGCACCCUUCAUGCUCAUGUACAGGCACCCCAUGGGACAGCAUGUCAUUAUGAUGGUCUUGAAGGGAUCCAACCAUGCUCUCUUCACCCUUACCUCUUAUUAGUUGAGGCAUAAAUGUUCUUUAAUAUAAUUUCUAGUGGUUUAAACCCUUACUUUCACUCACUCCCACUUAUGCUUCACUCACACUCAUAGAACAAAUGUUGCAUCUAUUUCCACCUGGCAAUAGGGUUAAAAACAUCAGCUUAGCCUUAAUCAUCAAUCACCCGGUUUCACCUACUCAGGUUUUGCCCUACGAUGGAAAGGUGAAAUCAGAGUCAGGCCCCUUAUGUCCAGUUGCUGGAGCAGGAACCUCACAGGCCUGGAGGCAGAGGCAGGCAAAGAAAAUGGGGUGGACAAUAGCAUGAUAACAACAGAAGGAGUGACCCUCCCACCCUCCCACCUUCCCAUCACAAGGGCCUCCUGCAGAAGAGUGCACAGUAAAAUGCCUGUGAGGUUCCUUAUGCGGGGACGUGGGCCGACAGGUAAGUAUUGGAGCCAGUCCUGGAACAUUGCCCUCUCCUCACAACAGCAGCCCAGCCCCACACCCAGCCCCAGCCCCACACGUCACAUGGAGCCGACCAGGGGGCAGAGCUGCCUGGCGGCUCUGGGAUGCUCUGCCCUUCCAGCAGCCAGAGCCCUGCCUCCCCUUGCCCCGGCUUAGUUGGACAUCCACAAGAGCAACACAUUUCACUUUGAGUACAGAGGCUCGCUGUGCUGUUCGGGGGCUUGUGGAGCUGAGGUUUGCAAUGAAGGGACAGACUCCCUUGACUCCUGGGACUCUCCUGAGCCUGCCCAUGGACUCUGAGACUGAACGCUGGGGGGUGACCCAGUCUGGUGUCUUUCUAGAGCUGUUUUCAACACUGGAGCUGAGGGUGGCUGGCUCAGCUGAAGCCAUAGAAGGAAACCCACUGACCCUGCAGUGUGUCACGCAGCCCAGCCCCCUGAAAUCAGGCCUACAGCUUCAGUACUCCUUCUACAAGAACAGCACAAACCUGAGAGAGCCAACGAGCUCCCCUAAGUACCCAAUCCCAGACGCGGGGCUGGCAGACUCGGGACCCGACUCCUGUGUGGUGCAGGCAGUGACCUCAGGUGAUGAGAAAUGGAGCCCGAAGCUAGGCGUCGAGGUUAAACGUGAGUGUCUGACGGGGAUUGUGGGGCAGGGUCUGAGGAUUUCCCCAAUACCUGACCUGGGAAGAAAGGCCCAAGGGAACUUGUAGCAGAAAGCCCCCUUUUCCUCUAAUGUAGCAGAAAGCCCCCUUUUCCUCUUGCCUGCAUUUGCUCUCCCCUCUUUGGAUAUGUUUCUCUUUUUCUACCUUUUCUUCCUUCCUCUCUCUUUCACUUUAAGAUAAGGAAUUGUGUUUUAAAAUUUGUAUGUGUGCAUUUUGUAUCUCCCCUUGUAUUUUGGUAUUUUUUAUCUAUUUGUGUGCCAUGGCAUUUGUAGCUUAUAUUUUAUACUCCUCACCUUUCAACUUUCAACUAAAUGUGUUUUAGUAAAUUAUACAUUGUAACAUUGUUAACAAGGGCAGGAAUCAAACUGCCCUUCCUGUAUCAGGCUGGCCUCUGAAAGAGUGAGUGAAUCAGUGAUUGAAUGUGUAACAUGGAAGCAGGCAGCAAUUAUCACCUGGAAGCUGAACUCAAUAGAAGACAGUGUAACAACUGGGAAAUCUCUAUACCUCACUGAUCAAGGGCUAGAAGCCCUGGCCUGACUUAAUCAACACCAGAGACCAACUUUUGGGCUGAAUGUCUCCAGAUCGACCACUCCCAGAGCCCUAUUCUAAAUUCAUCAAUGGACUCCCAAACCUGCACGUACAUGCAGACGACCCCUGGGGCUGACAGAUGCAGUCCAGUAGCCACCGAGGGGGGGGAAGUCCCACGAGGGUCAAUGACCCCUGGAUUGGGCAAACCAGAAAACUGGGGAGUCACCAAAGUCUGCCAAGGACAGAUAAAAGGCAGUGAAAAGUGACCCUCAGUGGUGCCCUCUUGAUCUCCAACUCGACCAGACCUGUCCAGCCAGAAGGACCAGCCGGCGACCCCCUUCUGGAAGAUAAUACCACGCUGAAAGAAGCCUCAACGACAGACUCCAGUGCUUGCAGGAUAGGUAUACCUGACUCUAGCCUGCUUCUGUGUGCAUGUGUGUGUGUGGACCAGCCCCAAGGUUUAUGAUUACAGUGUUUCAAUCCGCCUAAUAAACUAGAAUUUUAAGGAUCCCGAGUUGGACAUUUGUAACUGUUCAACAAUCUGAGCUGAGCUCUGAGCUCAUGAGACCCUGCUGAGCUGGUGUAAUUGUGGUGACCAUAGGUUGAGCAUGUUUGUGAAUCUGGUCCAUUCUUGUUAUGGUGAAACCCUGGCAAGGAACAUGUGUCCAGCCAAGGCUUGGAGGUGCCAGAGCAAGGGGACAGGUCAAAGGAUCAUGUUUCAUGAACUUGGUGUUGG